AUGGCAGCGACCGCCAGCUUCUCCCGGGAAGAGAAGUUCUGUUGCGGCUGUGGCAGAACCAAGAAGGUGGCGGAGUUUAACAGAAGGAGAGAGGAGGCAUUGGCUAGGUGCAUUCAAAUCGUGCCCAGGCCGCGGUGUGUCAACAUGCUGGCCGUUACGGACAUCAUUCUAGCCUUAAGCCGAAGAGGGGAGUUCUUCUUCCCCCCGUUCUUAUUGCAAGGCUUCAACACCGCGUCUCGGAGCGUGGAGAGGCUUGCGCCUUGUACCGUCAUACCGAGACUGCUGAGGGCUCCUGUACGUGAACGAGGUAGAGGAUCCGUCCGUAGAUAGUCGAGUAUCCUCCAGGUGACUAGGUUGAAAGCAGAUUGGCUGCCAUGCACGUGGGCUCACCCCUGUCAAAAGAUGUGAUGAAUGGCAUGUAGGGACGCAAUUCAAAGCAAGCACUCUGUCUUGAAGCUAGCGUGAAACUCUCUUGCUCGGACCCAAGUGCCACCUAUGCCGAUUGCAGCCCCU
Messenger RNA from Klebsormidium nitens, 513 nucleotides. Lineage: Eukaryota; Viridiplantae; Streptophyta; Klebsormidiophyceae; Klebsormidiales; Klebsormidiaceae. The record is from the annotation of a GenBank genome assembly.